This is a messenger RNA of Venustampulla echinocandica, 4530 nucleotides long. RefSeq lists its product as uncharacterized. Bases 1 to 4530 code for a protein of 1509 amino acids. Gene Ontology annotation, cellular component: nuclear pore. Gene Ontology annotation, biological process: protein import into nucleus; RNA export from nucleus. The transcript is spliced from 3 exons. Gene Ontology annotation, molecular function: protein binding; structural constituent of nuclear pore. The record is from RefSeq and is a predicted model, not a curated record. NCBI's taxonomy places the organism in Eukaryota, Fungi, Ascomycota, Leotiomycetes, Helotiales, Pleuroascaceae.
AUGGCUUUCAGCUUUGGAAACUCUAAUAUGGGUAGCCCGGCUGCGGGGGCGGGUGGCAAUGUACAAGCAGGUCCUGAUCUUGAGGAUAUCCAAACCGAGGGUCUUGGGUUUCUAGCACUAUCUGGAGAAGCUAAGGUCCAGCUACUGCCGACACCAUGGCCGUCGAAUCAACUCCCUCCUCCGAGCGCCUCCCUCAUGAGCGUGGCUUCGAAAAAGGGUCUCGUUGCCGCAGCAGGCCCCGACGCAAUUAUACUAGCAACUACGAAGUCGGUACGAGAAGCUUUUGAGGGCAAGGAAACGGGUGAUAACCACUUAAAACCGUUCCAACCACAACUGCGGCUGCCUAUGCCCAUGCGGAUAUCACAGCUCGCAUUUUCCGCAGACGAGCAGUACCUGGUAUUAUCCGCAGAGACUGGUGGCGGACUAGCGGUAUACGAUGUACAAGCUUUGAUGGGAGGUUCUACACAGUCAGCCUUUGAGUUAUCGACAAAUGGACAAUCUCUAAGGGCUUUAACGCCGAAUCCAACACCGGAGAAGGGAGAGCUACUUGCAGUUGUAACCGUUGAUGGAAACUUAUUGAUGGCCAACCUUAAGAAACGGAAUUUCAUCCAGGGUCCCAACGGCCAGGUUCUGAAGGAUGGCGUCAGCUGUGUGUCGUGGAGUACGAAGGGAAAGCAAUUGGUUGCAGGACUUGGAAACGGUGCUGCAUAUCAAAUGACCCCGGAAGGCGUUGGGAAGGGGGACAUCCCAAGACCUCCCAAUGCGAACAGCGGCGAUCAUGUUUCUUCGAUUACGUGGCUGGAGAAUAAUGUUUUCCUUAUGGUACAUACUCCCUCCGGCUUCGACGGUGGAAUGGCACCAAAUUCCUCCAUUCACCUCGUCACUAGGGAGCUGCCAUCGAGCUUUAUGUUUCAGAAGAUCUCCGAUCCUGCUGGCCCCUUUGGCAUGAAUCGAUCGCCCCCGCAUCAUUUCCUCUUGCGAUUAAAAGACUUCCCGCCUAAUCUCCAGGACGUGCUCAUUGUUGCUUCAACGGCAUCUACAGAUAUUGGGAUAUUCAGCAGAUCUAAAACGCCGCUGACUGCCGACAAGCCCGCGGAUAAAGUGACAGGCGUCUUUACGAUGACUGAAAUGUCCGACGAUUCCCGGCGAGCCCAACUCCCCAUGUCCGGUGGCUUGAGUGAUACGUCCCCCAUUGGUCUUGCUCUUGACCUUUCUAGCACAGAAAAGGUUAUCAAGCCGAUACCAAGUGACGAGAUGGACGAGUCACCUACUCCAUUGCCAGCUUUGAUGGUUCUAAAUAACGAGGGAGUGCUAGCAUCAUGGUGGGUAGUAUAUUCAGAAUCGAUACGCCAAGGUACAGUAUAUCCUGGGCUUGUUGCGGCUGGAGGUGCGGCGCCUACCCAAGCAUCCCCAGCACCGGCGCAACAAUCCUCACCGUUUGGUGCUCCAAAGCCAGCUUUCGGCUCCUCUGCAUUCGGAACCCCAAGUGCAGCCCCCGCCUUUGGAAGCGCACAGCCUACAUCUGCUUUUGGGCACCCUUCACUUCCGGGCCCUUCGGCAGGUGCAUUUGGCGCUCCAUCAGGCCUUGGUAGUAGCAAAUCACCAUGGGGAGCACCAGCUGCCUCAAGUGCAACGCCAACUGGUGGCGCCGCUUUUGGAGCGCCAGCCUUUGGCUCCUCUUCUGCUCUUGGUUCAGCAUCACCCUUUAGUAAACCGGCAUUUGGUUCGACAAGUACUCCAGCAUUUGGUGGUGCAGCUUUACCUGGAAACCGUCCUUCUCCUUGGGCCACUGCUUCUACUGCCCCAACUGCCGCCUUUGGUCAAGCAAGUAGCUUAGCCAAACCAGCUACACCCUUCGGAAGUUCUUCUGCCAGCGCUGGGUCUGCAGCUCCCACUUCUGGGGGGUUCUCUGCGUUUGCAUCUAAGGGGGGGUUUGCGGCUGCAGCAGGAGCUCAAAAUGCAACUGAAAGUAUAUUUUCCAAGCCAGCCCCGUCUUCCUUUGGGACGCCUAGUAACGGUACGUCAACCGGGGGUAUAUUUGGAACCAGCAAUCAGACCAGCAACCAGCCAAGUAGCGAUGUCUUUGGUUCAACCAAAUUCAACCUCGGCAGCACAUUCAAGGCCGAUACAUCUGAUAAGGACGAGGCUCCAGCCGCAAACGAGCCUAAGAGUUCUUUCUUCGGUGGCGCCUUUGGCAGUGCUCUUGGAGAGGCGGCAAAGCAACCAGCUGCAGAAACCCCUGUAUCAAAAGAUGCGGAUAUGGAUACUGCGGAUGAGGUUGCAAAGCCCGAGGAACCGAUCAAGGAUUCAACAACUCCGGCAUCUACUCCUGCUCCUUCCAAGUUCCAGUCCUUCUCGGUAACAACACCAACAUCCACUGGUGGUCUGUUCGGAACUGUAGCCUCACAGCCAUCGCCUCCUACGGCUGCUAAGCCGGCUUUCUCAGCUGGCUUCAAUUUCGGCAAACCGUUGCCGGAGAGCAAUAUUGAGGAUCAGACGAAGGCUAAGACGCCCGCUUUCAAGACCCCAAUUACCAUUGAACCUACCCCGGCUUUUACCAAGACCGUCGCACCCCCUUCAUCGCCCCCUAAGAUUAAGCAGGAGCCGAAGGUAGAUGAGACUGAAGGCGUUAGUGGCGAGAUACCUGAAGCCCCAUUACCACCUGAUCCGACAAGUAAGACUAGUUAUCCGAUGGGAGGUUCAUCCUGCUCAUCUAUUGAAACUGACGAACCACUUCCUCCAGAUUUUAUUCCCAAGACCGGAACCCAAGACAUCCAGUCUCCCCCACCCCUCCGAUCCCCACCAUCUCCCGCCGAAAAGCCAGCCUUAAAACCAAUCCCUGCUGAUUUGAUUCCUCCCAGCGAUGUCCCAGGCGGUCCCGAAGAGGAGAGCGACGAGUCAGGCUUCUUGACCGAGGAUGAAUAUGAACGUGAACAUAGUGAAGAGGGCAGCGAAGAGGGUAGCGAAGAAGGUAGUGGUGAGGAUGUUGCCCAAGAUUUAAGCCCUAUUUCAGACGCAAACCAAACCACCCCUGGGUUUACACCACAAAACUCGUUCGGCGGCUUGAAGAAUAAGACCGCCGAAAGCAGCCUAUUCACGAAGAUAUCGAAACCAAGCCAACCGACCACUGGACGAACGUUAUUCGGAGAAAUUGGCGCUUCAGCCCCAUCACUUCCGCCUCUCAAACUUCCACAAAGCCCCCGAUCUCCGAGCCCAGUGCGAACUGCAUUACCCCCAAGAAUGCUAAGACCCGAGGGCUCUCGAUCAGUAAGUGCCCCAGGCGUUGCAUCGCAAUUGUUGGGCCCUCAGAGACUUAGCGGCACCUCUCCUCCCAAAACCUCGUUCGCCCUUACGCUUGAGCAACAAAGGGCAGAGGAGAAGCGACGUGUUGAAGCCAAAGCCCGAAAAGACGCGGAAGAGGCCCAAGCCCUUGUAGAUGAGGAAGAUGAGCAGAUGCAAAAAUUCCUCGCGGAGGAUAUCAUACCCACAAGAACUUUAGAUGAAUUCGUGGCCCAUACUGACUAUGUUGGCGGUGCCGCCAUGGACAACAUUCCAGCUCAAGUUGAAGCUGUAUAUCGCGAUAUCAACUCCAUGAUCGACACACUGGGUGUCAACGCAAGAGCCAUGAAAGCUUUUAUCCAAGGCCACACCGAACAAUACAAGGAGGAAGGUCGCACUAAGGAGGAUCUUGAAAACGAGGAAGACUGGUGUUUAGUAGAAAUCGAGGAUCUGUCUUCACUUGUGCAGAACGAUUUAACUCGAGAACUUGAGGAUGGCCGAAUAAAGGAUGUUGCUAGUAAGCUUGAAACUUGCAACGAUCUCCAAAAGGACCUCAUCAAGCUCCGGGCAAAGCAUGAGGAUAUCAAAAAACUGAUUCAAGCGCAUCGAGACCCCGAGCAGGUUGCAAUGUCUCGUGCACAACCCUUGAGCGCCGAGCAAAGUGCUCAGCAAAGCGAAUUGAGAAGAGAGUUCACAAAAUUCCAGAAGCUCCUCUCCGAAGCCGAGGAAGGGUUGACGGUUCUCAAGGGAAAUAUCGUAUCUCAAGCAACAUCAACCGGUAGGGCAAAUGGCUCUACAGGGCCUACUGUUGAGGCUGUGAUGCGAACAAUUACCAAGAUGACCAGCAUGGCGGAAAAGCGAAGUGGAGAUAUCGAUGUUCUCGAAGGGCAAAUGCGCAAGCUCGGGCUACAAUCUACGGCCGGUGUCGGCAGCCGAGAAGGAUCACCAUUUUCAACUCCACAACCCCAUAGACAAUCACUCCGACAAUCUAUUAAUCCCGGCUCAUAUGGCUUGUUUUACAGUCCUGAAAGCACACGCACUUCGCGGAACCUGCAAAGUUCAUUCAGGUCUUCCACUGGCUCGUUGGGGCCCAACUCUCCAGCGCCUAGGAAGAAGAUGAGCGGUUACUCGGCUGACGAGAAGACACAGUUGAGGACCAAACUGGCUAGGAGGAAUGAGGUUUUGGGAAGAUUGAAGGGCGCUUUGGAGAAGGCUGGUACUAAUGUUAGGCUUAUGGAUGAUAAUGAAUGA